Messenger RNA from Suncus etruscus (white-toothed pygmy shrew), 2252 nucleotides. It is a transcript of the gene NHLRC2, whose product is annotated as NHL repeat containing 2. The record is from RefSeq and is a predicted model, not a curated record. Bases 1 to 2181 code for a protein of 726 amino acids. The transcript is spliced from 11 exons. Gene Ontology annotation, molecular function: protein binding. Lineage: Eukaryota; Metazoa; Chordata; Mammalia; Eulipotyphla; Soricidae.
AUGGCGGCGCCCGGGCCGCGGAGCUGCAGCCUGGCGGGCCUGCUCCCCGCGCAAACCUCGCUGGAGUACGCGCUGCUCGACGCCGUCACGCAGGAGGAGAAGGACCGCCUGGUCUACCAGUACCUGCAGAAGGUGGACGGCUGGGAGCAGGACCUGGCCUUGCCCGAGUUUCCCGAAGGUCUAGAAUGGCUGAACACAGAAGAGCCCAUUUCUGUCUACAAGGAUUUAUGUGGAAAAGUGGUCGUGCUCGACUUCUUCACAUAUUGCUGCAUAAACUGUAUUCACCUGUUGCCUGAUCUCCAUGCAUUAGAGCAGACUUACUCUGAUACAGAUGGUCUUCUGAUCAUUGGCGUCCACUCAGCGAAGUUUCCAAAUGAGAAGGUCCUGGAGAACAUCAAGAGCGCAGUUCUUCGCUACGACAUCACACACCCUGUGGUCAAUGAUGCGGAUGCCACCCUCUGGCAAGAGCUCGAAGUGUCCUGCUGGCCAACUCUGGUCAUUCUUGGACCCCGUGGGAACAUGUUAUUUUCUUUAGUUGGAGAAGGGCACAAAGACAAAUUACUCUUAUAUACUUCAACUGCUUUAAAGUAUUACAAAGACCGGGGACAGGUCAGAGAUCAUAAAAUCGGAAUAAAACUGUACAAAGAUUCUUUGCCACCGUCACCCCUGUUGUUUCCUGGCAAAGUGACUGUAGAUCCUGUUUCUAAUAGACUGGUCAUAGCAGACACCGGGCAUCAUAGAAUUUUGGUGGUCUGGAAGAAUGGACAAAUUCAGUACAGCAUUGGAGGGCCCAACCCUGGAAGAAAAGAUGGACUAUUUUCUGAGUCAACAUUUAAUUCACCACAGGGUGUAGCCAUAAUGAAUAAUGUCAUCUAUGUGGCAGAUACUGAAAACCACCUUAUCAGAAAGAUCGACUUAGACACGGAGAUGGUGAGCACUGUAGCUGGCAUUGGAGUUCAAGGGACUGAUAAAGAGGGUGGAGCCAGUGGAGUACUGCAGCCUAUUAGCUCCCCUUGGGAUCUGGUUUUGGGAACAUCAGGUUCUGAUCCCCAGAAAAAUGAUGUUCUGUGGAUAGCUAUGGCCGGGACUCAUCAGAUUUGGGCUCUCCUGCUGGACAGUGGCCGCCUCCCUAAGAAGAAUGAGUUAAAGAAAGGAACCUGUCUUCGGUUUGCUGGAAGCGGGAAUGAAGAGAACCGAAAUAAUGCCUAUCCUCACAAGGCAGGUUUCGCCCAGCCUUCUGGCCUUUCUCUGGCCUCCGAGGACUCCUGGAACUGCCUGUUUGUGGCUGACAGUGAGAGCAGCACAGUGAGAACUGUCUCUCUGCUGGACGGGGCUGUCAAGCACCUCGUGGGUGGAGAGCGUGAUCCUAUGAAUCUAUUUGCUUUUGGUGAUGUUGAUGGCAUAGGGAUCGCAGCCAAGCUCCAGCACCCACUUGGAGUAACUUGGGAUCAAAAAAGGAAAUUGCUUUAUGUGGCUGACUCGUAUAAUCACAAGAUUAAAGUUGUGGAUCCAAAAGCAAAAAACUGUAUAACAUUAGCAGGAACAGGUGAGGCCAGUAACGUUGUCCACUCCAGUUUCACCGAGUCAACUUUUAAUGAGCCUGGAGGCCUGUGUAUUGAAGAGAAUGGUCAGCUACUCUAUGUAGCAGACACCAACAAUCACCAGAUUAAAGUGAUGGAUCUAGAAACAAAAACUCUGUCUGUGCUUCCAGUUUUCAAGUUCGAAAAUGCCAUGGUCGAUGGCCUGUUGCCAGUAACCAAGCCAAAGACUUUGCCUAAACUACCUAAAUCUGCUCCAAGCAUUACGCUUUCCCCAGUGGCUGCAUCUCCAGGCCAGACCCUUCAAUUCAAACUGAGCCUCGAUCUCCCGUCUGGGGCAAAACUAACGCAAGGAGCUCCAAGUUGCUGGUAUCUAAGUGCUGAAGACAAUGAGUGGCUUCUUCAAGGACAGACAACUUCCGGGGAAAUCGAGGACAUUUCCAAUCAGCCAACCAUCUCAUUGGAUCUUCCUGGAACCUGCUCCCCCCUCGAAGCUGCUCUGUCUGUCCACGUGUUCCUCUAUUACUGCAGCGCAGACAGCAAUGCUUGCAUGAUGAAGGGAAUCUUGUUCCAUCAGCCUCUGCGCAUCACUGACUCUCAGCAGGGUUGCCCAGAUCUGGCGGAGCUCAGGUAUACAUUUUAGCCUCGCUGGCAUCCCCGGAUCCCACCACACCUGCCUCCAUCCUCACUCGCCAUCUCUGUGACUUAUGGGAA